Dendroctonus ponderosae (mountain pine beetle) is the source of this 1629-nucleotide messenger RNA. RefSeq names its product E3 ubiquitin-protein ligase SIAH1. Gene Ontology annotation, biological process: multicellular organism development; proteasome-mediated ubiquitin-dependent protein catabolic process. Bases 273 to 644 code for a protein of 123 amino acids. Lineage: Eukaryota; Metazoa; Arthropoda; Insecta; Coleoptera; Curculionidae. The record is from RefSeq and is a predicted model, not a curated record. Gene Ontology annotation, molecular function: ubiquitin conjugating enzyme binding; ubiquitin protein ligase activity. Gene Ontology annotation, cellular component: cytoplasm. The transcript has 5 exons.
GCUAAACAAAUUUUAAUCAAUUGCUUACUUGUCAUCAUUGGUUGUACUGCAGUACAGUACGCGAUUUUGUAUUCAGUCACCAUGAUUCAAUGUAACUUGGCGUUAGUGAUUUGCGGUAAUUUUUAAAAAUAUUAUAAUACAAAUCGCGUGUGUAUACAAACAUAUUGUAUAGACAUUUUGUAAUUAACAAGUGUGUAGUGUUAAAGAAAAACAGGAACACAUUCCUGUCCGUAAUGAAUCAUUUAACUUAAUCAACAAAACUGCACAGCAAAAUGAAUCUGCAAAAGGGCGAUCAAGGCGGCGAAGUUUUAGGAAGGAAGAAUGCAUCUUUAAAAAAAAAUAUCUUAUCGAAAAUUGCGGAAUGUCGUAUAUGUCUUGAAGUAGUUCGACCACCCGUGUGCCAGUGUGAAGCUGGGCAUGUAGUGUGUAAGAGUUGUUUCGAUGAAAUGGAUUUAAAAGAGUGUUCGAUUUGCAAUCGCCCCGUCUCAAGCGCUAAAAAUGUCGUUUUAGAACAGCUCUUGGAAGGAAUAAGUUCCCAGACACCGGUAAAAUGUGAAUAUGCGACCAGAGGCUGUACGUUCAGUUUUAAAGCUGCUCACAAAGACAAUCACGAAAGACUGCAGAUUUCGGCCUUUCCAAUGUGAAGGAAAUGUAUUUGCUGGUUGGAAAUGUGAUUGGGUUGGAAGUUAUUCCGAUAUACAAAACCAUUUUAAGACAGCUCAUAAGAAUAAUGAGUCGAUGGAAUUCAAAACUGAGGUUUGUGUGGAUAUCAACUUUAGAUUAAACUUUAGGGACGUUGAUGUCGUAUCUUUCUUCAAUGGUCAGGCUUACUUUUACUACAAGCAUUUUGUUGAUGCCCGAAAGGAGAAGCUGUAUUGGGCUUUCCAGUUUAUCGGUCUCAAGUGUAAAGCUGACAGCUUUUAUUAUGAAUUCGAGGUAUAUGGUGGACCUAUCAGGAAAUUUAAGGUGUCUGAAUUAUGCUAUAAUGACACCACUAACAUUGAAGAUAUUUUUGAGCUAGAGAAAUGCGUUGUCAUGUCAUUUACAACCGCAAGAAAUUUUGUGAAUAACGACGGCAAAUUGCCUAUAAGGUUUAGGAUUAAAAAGGUACGAAAUGAUCAUUAAAUUUUAAUAAUUUGAUGAAAUUUCGUACUGAUAUAUAUUAAUUAAUACAUUUUCAUAUUGAUAUCUUUAGACUAAGUAUUUGACGAGUAAAGUGUUGUUUUCUAAUAAUGGUUUUUUAUAUUUCCUGUGCCAAAUAUGCUCGUAUAUCAAGAAGUAAAAGGUUUUGGGCAAUGUGAAAGUGGUGUGAAAAAGUUGUUGAAAAUUCAAACUUAGUUCCCGAGAAUUAGUUCCAAACUUUUGAAAGCAUUGUAGCUUUCUUACGUUUUACCAAAUUCUGCCAAUAUUAAACUCGAUUUCGGAAAUUAUGUAACUGUGUAAAUUAAAAAACUGAGCCUGCUAGUGAUUUAAUUCAUGCAAUAGUUUGUAGAGAGCGCUUUAUGUUUCAAGUUUUGUGCAAAAAGCUAAAUGAAACCUCAUAGGUGUUAAGUAGUUUUAGAAACAGUACUUCUAUUAAUCUCGCAUUUUUUAAAACCAUUGUUUAUUAAAAUGAAUGAGGAUAUGAAA